Molecule: messenger RNA, 3288 nt
Organism: Ceutorhynchus assimilis (cabbage seed weevil)
Lineage: Eukaryota; Metazoa; Arthropoda; Insecta; Coleoptera; Curculionidae
Source: the annotation of a GenBank genome assembly
CUUCAAAUAACUUUAGAAUUAGAAAUAAAAAAAUAAUAAAAUACUGAAUACCUAUAUAUCUAAGGAAAUUCUAAAAGUAAUAACGGCAACACCGAACCCAAGCGCAUUCUCUGAAUAAAAUUCGAAAUUCAAGGUGACCUCUAGGGCCCGCUGCCUUGCCUAAACAAUUUUCAGUUGUCUUUGCCGGUCGCUCGUUAUACACGGACAAUUUAAGUUUAACUUAGAAAUUUUAAGGGUGCAAAAAUGUCUUCCGCGCCACAAAGCGACGUGGAAAGAAGAAAACAGAUCAGUGUCAGGGGCAUAGCAGAACUUGACGAUGUAAACGAGAUCAAAAAAACUUUCAACAGACACGUUCACUACACCCUGGUGAAGGACAGAAAUGUUGCUACCACCAGAGAUUAUUAUUUUGCCCUUGCUCAUACAGUGAGGGAUCAUCUGGUGUCUAGAUGGAUCAGAACUCAGCAGCAUUACUAUGAGGUUGAUCCUAAGAGGACCUACUAUCUCUCCUUGGAAUUUUACAUGGGCAGGUCCCUAUCCAAUACCAUGAUCAAUUUGGGCCUUCAAACUUCAUGCGAUGAAGCUCUAUACCAGCUGGGUUUGGACAUUGAGGAAUUAGAAGAAAUGGAAGAGGACGCUGGUCUUGGUAACGGCGGUCUUGGACGAUUGGCUGCUUGCUUCUUGGAUUCUAUGGCAACUUUAGGUAUGCCUGCUUAUGGAUAUGGUAUCAGGUAUGAAUAUGGUAUCUUUGCCCAAAGAGUCAUUAACGGAGAACAACAAGAAGAACCUGAUGAUUGGCUACGUUUUGGCAACCCCUGGGAAAAAGCUAGGCCCGAAUAUAUGCUACCUGUUAACUUUUAUGGCAACGUCAUUGAAACCCCUGAAGGCACCAAAAAAUGGGUCAACACUCAAGUUGUGUUCGCUCUACCCUACGACAACCCAAUUCCCGGUUACAAAAACAACGUUGUCAACACAUUGAGGUUGUGGAGCGCAAAAAGUCCUGUCGAUUUUGACUUGAAAUUCUUUAACGAUGGUGAUUAUAUCCAGGCCGUCCUUGAUAGAAAUCUGGCAGAAAACAUCUCCAGAGUGCUCUAUCCCAAUGAUAACUUUUUCGAAGGCAAAGAGUUGCGUCUUAAACAAGAAUACUUUAUGGUAGCUGCCACAUUACAAGACAUUAUUCGGAGGUUUAAAUCGGCCAAAUUUGGAACUAAAGCUACUACUAGAAAUAACUUUGAUCAAUUCCCAGAUAAGGUAGCCAUUCAACUUAACGACACUCACCCAUCUCUAGCUAUUCCAGAACUGAUGAGGUUAUUGGUCGAUGUUGAAGGCUUAUCAUGGGAAAAAGCCUGGGAAAUUACUUGCAAAACUUGCGCCUACACCAACCACACCGUUCUUCCUGAAGCUCUAGAACGUUGGCCAACAAGUUUACUCCAAAACAUCUUGCCAAGACAUUUGGACAUCAUCUACAGAAUCAACCAUCAUCAUUUGGAAAAUGUUGCCAAAAGAUGGCCUGGUGACAUGGACAAAAUGAAGAGAAUGUCUUUGAUUGAAGAAGAUGGUGAAAAGCGAGUCAAUAUGGCUAAUUUGAGUAUCGUGGGCAGUCAUGCUGUUAAUGGCGUGGCUAGGAUUCAUUCUGAAAUUAUCAAGAAAGAUUUGUUCAGAGAUUUCUAUGAAUUGACUCCGGAAAAAUUCCAAAACAAAACCAACGGCAUCACUCCACGCAGAUGGUUGCUGCUGUGCAACCCCGGACUGAGUGAUGCCAUCUCUGACCGUAUCGGCGAAGAGUGGAUUGUCCAUUUAGACCAACUACAAAAACUCAAACCUUUUGCCAAAGACCCCAACUUUCAAAGGAUCGUUAUGAAAGUCAAACAAGAAAACAAAUUAAGACUUGCUCAGCUUUUGGAAAAAGAUUACGGUGUGAAGGUCAACCCAGCUUCAAUGUUCGAUAUUCAUGUCAAGCGUAUUCAUGAAUACAAGAGGCAACUUCUCAAUGUUCUCCACAUUAUUACCCUUUACAACAGAAUCAAGAAAAAUCCUUCAGCUAAAUUCGUUCCGAGAACUGUUAUGAUUGGAGGUAAAGCAGCUCCUGGUUACUACACUGCCAAAAAAAUUAUUAAACUAAUCAAUUAUGUUGGAAACGUGGUUAACAACGACCCCAUUGUUGGUGACAAGCUUAAAGUUAUUUUCUUGGAAAACUACAGAGUAACAUUGGCGGAAAAGAUCAUUCCUGCUGCAGAUCUGAGUGAGCAAAUCUCUACGGCCGGUACAGAAGCGUCCGGAACUGGAAACAUGAAGUUCCAAUUGAACGGAGCGUUAACUGUUGGUACUUUGGAUGGAGCCAAUGUUGAAAUGGCUGAAGAAAUGGGCAACGAGAAUAUCUUUAUUUUUGGUAUGACUGUGGAUGAGGUCGAGGCUUUACAAAAAAAAGGUUACAACGCCUACGAUUACUACAACGCCAAUCCUGAACUGAAGCAAGUAGUCGACCAAAUCCAGAACGGAUUUUUCAGUCCUAACAAUCCGGACGAAUUCAAAGAUUUGGCGGAUAUUUUGCUGAAAUAUGACAGAUUCUUCCUAUUAGCUGAUUAUGAUUCUUAUAUCAAAAAACAAGAACAAGUCAGCGAAACGUACCAGAAUCAACCCAAAUGGUUAGAAAUGGCCAUAAUGAACAUCGCCACUUCCGGUAAAUUCUCCAGUGACCGUACUAUUAUCGAAUACGGAAAGGACAUCUGGGGAAUAGAACCCAACUACCACAAGCUACCCGAUCCAUCUGUUCCAAGAGAACUUGCUCUUAAAGAUGAUAAAUAAACUUUAAGGCUUAGUUUUUAGGCAGCAUGCUAAAUAUUUAGUCGUAAAAGCAAUUGUCAAGGUGAUAAAAAUUUAGCUUAAGAGUCAGAAGUAAUUUGAGUGAAGUUUUUUUUUCUAUUUGCCAACUAAAAUAUCUCAGGUAAAUUUUCUUUUAAAUGCCAAUGACUUCUUCAGACUCUCUAUUUAGAAAUUCUGUCCUUUGAAAGGACAAAUUAAUGUGUCAUAUAUUUGUUACACAACAUUAAAUUUAUAUUGUUUGUUAAAUAAUAGCUCAUUGUGAUUUUUUUGUUAAAAAUGUUCUGGAUUUUGAUCAUAUCUAAUACAGCGAGCUUGACAAAUUUUAUUGUUGUUGGAUAUUUAAAUUUUAAAAAAUACUUUCUAACGAAUGCAGUGUCAAUACAUAAAAUACUCAUAUUUUUCUUGUGUGGAUUAUAUUUUUGUUUUAGAAUAUUUCAUUAAUAAAAUACUAUUUACUCAAUGAAAUAA